Spizellomyces punctatus DAOM BR117 is the source of this 2697-nucleotide messenger RNA. RefSeq lists its product as uncharacterized. The record is from RefSeq and is a predicted model, not a curated record. Bases 1 to 2697 code for a protein of 898 amino acids. The transcript has 2 exons. NCBI's taxonomy places the organism in Eukaryota, Fungi, Chytridiomycota, Chytridiomycetes, Spizellomycetales, Spizellomycetaceae.
AUGACGAUGGAUAAGCAGACUACCAGAAUUGUUAUCAUCACGACGGCGGUUGCUAUUACUGUGGGUGUGCUGAUUUGGACAACGAGACGGAGAUCUAAAAGAGAUGGAGAGGAUUCUGGUAAUCUGGAUAAGCAAGAUUCCUCGCUUCAACAACUUAAUGAGCGAGAAGAUGCUGGUCCGAUCCAAACUUUUGAGGUUACCCAGAUUACAGAGAUUAAAAAGGAGACAGAAUCACUGGUUGCCAAUCGUGAAACUUUACAAAUUCUCGAGGUGCGAGAACAGGAAGAUGUCACACAUGUUCAAAGAUCCGUUGUCACCGAGAUUACCAAGGAGGCAGACCAGCCAAUUGCCAACGAUGAGACUUCACACCCACUCCAAGAGGAGGACCAGUUAGAUUCUGCCUCCAUCCAAGCUUGCGAUGUUACUCAGGUUACAGAGAUUGUAAAGGACGCAGAGUUCUUAGUCACCACUCGUGAGACUCUAGAAAUUCUCGAGGUGCGAGAACAGGAAGAUGUCACACACCAAACCUCCGUGGUUAAGGAGAUUACUAAGGAGGCAGGCCUACCAAUUGCCAACGAUGAGAUUUCACACCCACUCGAAGAGGAAGACCAGGCAGAUACUGUCUCCGUCCAAGCUGUCGAGGUUACUCAGAUUACAGAGAUUGCAAAGGACGCAGAAUCAUUAGUCACCACACGUGAGGCUCUCGAGAUGCGAGAACAGGAAGAUGUCACACAUCAAACCUCCGUGGUUCACGAGAUUACUAAGGGGGCAGACCAACCAAAUACCAACGAUGAGAUUUCACACCCACUCGAAGAGGAAGACCACGCAGAUACUGUCUCCAUCCAAGCUGUCGAGGUUACCCAGAUUACAGAGAUUGCUAAGGAGGCAGACCAACGAAAUACCAACGAUGAGAUUUCACACCCACUCGAAGAGGAAGACCAGGCAGAUACUGUCUCCGUCCAAGCUGUCGAGGUUACUCAGAUUACAGAGGUUGCAAAGGAGGCAGAAUUAUUAGUUACCAAUUGCGAGACCCUGCAAGUCCUCGAGGUGCGAGAGCAGGAAGAUGUCGCACAUGUUCAGACAUCCGUGGUCACCGAGAUUACCAAGGAGGCAGAACAACCAAUUACCAACGAUGAGAAUGCAAAGGAGGCAGAAACAUUAGUUACCGAUCGCGAGACUCUGCAAGUCCUCGAGGAGCAGGAAGAUGCCGCACAUGUUCAGACAUCCGAGGUCACCAAGAUUACCAAGGAGGCAGACCAACUAAUUGCCAACGAUGAGAAUGCAAAGGAGGCAGAAAUAUUAGUUACCAAUCGCGAGAGUCUGCAAGUCCUCGAGGAGCAGCAAGAUGCCGCACAUGUUCAGACAUCCGAGGUCGCCGAGAUUACCAAGGAGGCAGACCAAUCAAUUUCCAACGAUGAGAUUUCACACACACUCGAAAAGCAGGACCAGGCAGAUUCUGUCUCCAUCCAAGGUUUCGAGGUUAAUCAGAUGACAGAGAUUGCAAAGGCGGUAGAAUUAUCAGUUACCAAUCGCGAGACUCUGCAAGUCCUCGAGGUGCCAGAGCAGGAAGACGUCACACAUCUUCAAACAUCCGCGGUCAGCGAGAUUACCAACGAGGCAGACCAACCAAUUGCCAACGAUGACAUUUCACACCCACUCGAAGAGGACGGCCAGUCAGAUGCUGUGCCGAUGAGAAUUGAUGCACCGGCCUUCAUACCCACAAGCCCCGAGCGGCGACCAGCAUCUCCUUUGAGAAUUGAUGCACCGGCUUUCAUUCCUACCAGCCCCGAGCGCCGGCCAAAAUCCCCACUCAGGGCUGAGGCACCCGUUUUCAUUCCUACGAGCCCCGAGCGGCGGCCAGCCUCUCCGUUGAGACUUGAUGCGCCAGCCUUUGUCCCCACCAGCCCCGAGCGCCGGCCAACCUCCCCACUCAGAGCUGAGGCACCCGUUUUCAUUCCUACGAGCCCCGAGCGGCGGCCAGCCUCUCCGUUGAGACUUGAUGCGCCAGCCUUUGUCCCCACCAGCCCCGAGCGCCGGCCAACCUCCCCACUCAGAGCUGAGGCACCCGUUUUCAUUCCUACGAGCGCCGAGCAGCGGCCAGCCUCUCCUUUGAAACUUGAUGCGCCAGCCUUUGUCCCCACCAGCCCCCAGUGCAGACCAACCUCCCCGCUGAGGGUUGAUGCACCCGCGUUCGUCCCGACUAGCCCCGAGUGUAGACCAAUUUCCCCGUUGAGGGCCGAGGCGCCAGCGUUCAUUCCUACGAGCCCUGAGCGGCGACCGAUGUCGCCGCUAAAGGCCGACGUCCCCUCCUCUGUACCUACUAGCCCUGAUCGUAAAUCCAGUUCUCCUCUGAACGUCAUGGCUGCUGAAUUCCGUCCCGAAUCUCCCCCCUAUGCCAUCCUCCCCAUCCCAACCCUCAACGUCUUUGCCGAGGAAUUCGUUCCAUCAGGUGCCCCUAUUCCGUUCCUGACUCCAAUCCCAGCCACCGGUGCACCUAAUCGGCGCCGAAAAUCAUCGCAGAGCCGACCUGCGCAAUUGAAUCAAAAGGCGCCCACGUUGGCAGACUUUGUCCCAGUGAGGACUGCAGCACCCAAGCGGGGCCCGAAGGAGGACGUCCCCAAGAAAUGUCUUUUUGGGGAGAAUUGUGCCAAUAAGACCAAGUGCGGAUAUCACCAUCCUACGGAACUCUGCAAGUGA